Molecule: messenger RNA, 8141 nt
Organism: Oenanthe melanoleuca
Lineage: Eukaryota; Metazoa; Chordata; Aves; Passeriformes; Muscicapidae
Gene: CRAMP1
Product: cramped chromatin regulator homolog 1
Exons: 21
Coding region: 58-4047 (1329 amino acids)
Biological process (GO): pattern specification process
Cellular component (GO): nucleus
Molecular function (GO): chromatin binding
Source: RefSeq, a predicted model, not a curated record
UCCCAGCCCCAGACACACACACACAGAGGAGGAGAAGCCGCCGCCGCAUCCAGGAGCAUGAAUCCCCCCCCCGCGGCGGACCGGGCCGCGGCUCUGCGGAUGACAGUGAAACUGGGAGAGAGCAGCGGGGAGGAAGGGGUGAAAAAGCUGGGCAAGAGAGCAGGAGGAGAUGAGGAGUCCCUGGAAGAAGAAGGGGCAGGAGGAGGAGGAGAGGCAGCUCCAGGCAGCAGCAGCACAAAGAAAGAAGAGAAGAUCAUUAACAACAACACUACUAGCAGCCCCCCACCGAACCCAAACUUGUCAUCGGCCCCUGCCUCUCUCCAGCCCUCCCAGAGCCAGGACCAGCAUCAUUUUCUCAGGUCCAGCGUCAGACCUCAGAGCAAGAGACUGAAGAAGGAUUCCCAGGCAUCCUCCUCGGUUGGCAGCAGCGCUGCCGGGAAAGGCAAAGCAGCAGAUAAUGGAGGGAAUGCACCUGGUGGCACAUCAGGAAUUCCUCCCAGCAAUUCUGCUGGGAAUUCCAAGUCAGCAGCAAGGAAUCCGGGCUCCUCGGCAGGAGAGAAGGAAGAAGGGAAGAAGGUCCGACGGCAGUGGGAGUCAUGGAGCACGGAGGACAAGAAUACUUUCUUUGAGGGACUGUAUGAGCAUGGAAAGGACUUUGAAGCUAUCCAGAACAACAUUGCCCUGAAAUACAAGAAGAAAGGCAAACCAGCAAGCAUGGUGAAGAACAAGGAGCAGGUCCGGCACUUCUACUACCGCACCUGGCACAAGAUCUCCAAGUACAUUGACUUUGACAAUGUGUUUUCUCAAGGGCUGAAAAAGUCUUCCCUGGAACUGUAUGGCUUAAUCUGCUAUGGGGAACUAAGGAAAAAGAUCGGGGGAUGUAUGGAUGACAAGAACGCAGCUAAACUCAAUGAGCUCAUUCAAGCUGGGGCUACAACUGUUCGUUACAAAGGUAGAAACCUGCGCAUCAAAGCUCCCAUGUGCAGAGCUUUGAAGAAGCUCUGUGAUCCAGAUGGUGUGAGUGAUGAAGAGGAUCAAAAGCCAGUACGACUUCCUCUCAAGGUACCUGUGGAGCUGCAGCCACGGAAUAACCAUGCAUGGGCUCGAGUACAGAGUCUUGCCCAGAACCCACGGCUUAGGAUGAUCGUGGAGUUACAUCGGAAGGUCUCCAGCCUCCUUGAGUUCCUGAAGCAGAAGUGGGCUCUCCAUGAAGUGCGGGUUCGUAAAACACUUGAAGAACAGCAACUUCAGGACUCCAGAGACUCAGAAACAAGAGGCAGCUUCUCAGAGGAGAAAGUGAUGCUCCAUCUCUUUCCAGGGGAGAACUGUACCCUCACUCCACUGCCUGGGGUAGCCAGAGUGGUCCACUCCAAGGCCUUCUGUACCGUGCAUUGGCAGGAAACAGGCAAAUGCAAACAGAACACAAAAGACUCUCACUUACUCCCCCCUGCCCAAAUCCUUGGCAUACAGAGUGGUCAGGGGACAGCAAGAGGACAGCUGAAAUACCUGCGAGGAAUGGAAGGCAAAGGUGUGGGAAGGGCAGAGAGCACUACAGAGCCCAGCAGAGUCUUACAGCCUACAGCUGAAGUUUCUGCAAGCACUGAAGAUGGUGCCCCAGAGCCCAUCCUGGUGGAAGGAACAGCCUCAAAUCUUGGCAUCACUAAUUCCCUCCAGAAAGCACCUUCUGGACUUCAGGAUCCAGGAGGGCACCAGGAAAAGCUGAGCUCAAUGGCCCCCUGCGUGGAGGGCAGGGAGGCCCUGGGUAGUGACCAGGCAGCUGUGCUACCCUCAUGCAGCAUGGUGUGUGCUUGCAGCAAGAUCCCUGAUGUGGAGGAGCUCUCUCUGCUCGAUCCAUUCCCACGGUACAUGAAGUCCUGCCAGGACCUAAUCGUCCCAGAGAAAUGUUCUUGCACAGACAAACUGCAUGGGAAAGACUCUAUUUCAGCAGCUGGUAAUGCUUCCCCAGUGGCUUUUCCAAGCAGGAGGAGUGCAGAGACCUCUGACUCCUGUUCCCAGCUGCUGAGAGGUGGUGUGGCUUCCCCUGGCAGCAGCAGAUGUGAAACUCAGGCCGGCCAGCAGCUUGAUGCUUGUACCAAGGAUAUCACAGAUGCAGUAAUGGAGGAUUCUCAAGAGAAGCUGGGCUCCUUGUUUCCACCUCCACCUCAGGGACAGUCCAGUACAAAGUCUCUCAAGGAUGACCCAAGUCGGCUCUCCCAACAAGUUAGAGAAGAAGGAUGGAGUCUGCGAACCUCUGAGAGCCUUACACUGGCUGAAGUCUACCUCAUGAUGGGCAAACCAAACAAGCUGCAGCUGGAAUAUGACUGGUUGGCUGUCUUGGAGCCAGAAACCCAGGAUGCUAGAGAGCAAACAUCUGAAUCAAGUGCUGUCCCUGUAUGUCCUACCUUUCACAAGCAGAGACUCUUGAAUUGCCUUCUGAAACUCAUCUCUACUGAAGUCAAUCCCAAACCAACGCCCGAGAUGAGCUCCAUUGCCACGUCACCUAUAAAGCCUGUUCAGGAGGAGCAGUCCCUGACUCCCCCGGGAAAGGUGAUUGCUAUCAAUGCCAGGAGUCCAGGCUGCGCGCGGAAUCAGUCUGCCCUUCGCAACAGGACUUUUUCUCCUGGUGCUGCUUCCAGCUCCUCAGGUUUGAGAAAUCUCCCUAGACCUCUCUUGGUGGCUAGUCCUUCAAGUUCUGGGAGUGCUGAGGCCGACAGUGGACUGUUUGCAGUCCCUACAACCCUGCCCCCCAACAGCCGCCAUGGGAAGCUGUUCCUACCCAGCAAGGAAGCAGAGCUGACUUUCCGGCAGCACCUGGACACCAUCAGUAUGCAGUCGGACUUCUUCCUGCCGAAGCCCAGGAAGUUACGGAACAGGCACUUGCGGAAGCCACUGGUAGUACAGAGAACACUGCUCCCCAGACCAUCUGGAAAUCCAUCCCAGCAUGUCUGUUCCUUUUCUAUCUUAUCCAACUCAUCCAUUACAGGGAGAGGUUCAUUUCGGCCAAUCCAGUCCUCACUGACUAAAGCUGCUGUUUCUCGUCCAAUUGUGCCCAAAGUUCUUCCAACACAGUCCACCAACCAUCUGUCUAGUGCUAUUGACUUGGCAGCAAAAAGCGCUGGCAUUAUCCCUGGUAGUCCCAUGCCUGUCCUGGAUGCAGAUGGUUUGCCAGAUGUGUCUCCAUUGUCACCAGAUGCAGUGCCCACGGUAGUGACAGGUCAGGAGCCAGCAGUAGCACAUCAGAAUGGAGGCUCCAUCACCACUGUGGAGCGCUCAGGCCCGGGGUGCCGGGUGCCAUACAUCAGCUUGCCGACCCGGCCCGAGCAGGAUGGCUUCCAGGGCACAUCAGUCCUUUCUCUGCCAGAACUUGCCAAGACUCCUCUCCAAAAUGGUCUGUCCACCCCUCCACGUCCCUCAUCAGAAGCUUCCAGUACUCGGCUCUCUCCUCCCAAUGUUUCUGCUCUCUUGGAUAUUUCCCUGCCUGGACCACCUGAAGAUGUGCUUUCCCAAGGGGAACCUGCCACUCAGAUCAGUGAUUCCAUCAUUGAAAUAGCCAUCAGCUCUGGACAGUACAGUGAAGGUGUUUCUCUCUCUCCUGCAAAGCUGAAUGGCAGUGACAGCUCCAGAAGUCUUCCGUCCCCAUCCAGUAGUCCUCAGCAGAACUGGAUUGCAUCUCCCACCCAUGAUCCCCAGUGGUACCCCAAUGACUCCACAGAUUCCUCCCUCAGCAGCUUGUUCUCAAGUUUUAUUUCCCCAGAGAAGGGACGAAAAAUGUUACCAACUCCAGCUGGGAGCACCAGUGGCACCUCCUUACUGGGUCCCAGCCUGCUGGAUGGAAACUCACGGGACUCCUUUGUGUCACGUUCCCUGGCAGACGUGGCAGAGGUGGUGGAUUCCCAGCUGGCUUGCAUGAUGAAUGAGAACAGCAUAGAUUACAUAUCUCGGUUUAAUGACCUUGCCCAGGAGCUGUCAAUACCUGAGCCGACUCGCAGGGAGAUCCUGUUUGAUGGAGGAGGUGGUGGUCCCCCAGUUGGGGAUCUGUCGCAGUAAGAGAAUGACCAGCAGGCUGGUGCAGACUGUUCAACUAAGUUGGAGCUUGCAGAGCUGGAACUUGACGAGGGCAGCAGGUGAGGCUGAAUUAUCCAUCCUGUGUGCUUCUUUCUAACAGAGAAGCAUUGGUUUCAAAGGUCUCAAGAAGUACUUGCAAGUCCUGGAAUGUGCAAUAUUCUGGCAACUACAGAACAUAGAAUAAGAUUACAGGAGAUAGUGUGUCCCUGCAUCAGCGAUGUAAGAUUGCAGGUUUGUGGGACAGUCCUGGACUUGUACUUUGGAAUGACCUAAGCAAGCAGCUCAAGUAGGGAUGGGAUCGCCACAAGCUCCUGUAUAUGAAUUAUUGUUUGCAUAAUGAUCAAAAUGCCAUGCUUUUGGAUCCAUGUGAAAGUUGUGAAGGACGAAGGUGGGUAGGGGAACCAUUGUGUAUCUUGACACAUCCUAGUUGGUAAUCUUCUUACCAUUCAAUCAAACUGAAGUUCUUGCACUCGGUCCAGGGCACUGCCACUCCUCAAUGCUGUCUUCUUACAUACCACUCUGUUCCUUUGGCUCUUUUACCAUUCCAGCAGGGCUCACAUCUGGUUGCUUGUUUGGUAGGGGAGCUCUGAUCUGCCCUCCUCCUGUGCUGCUUGGAUCCCCUGCUUUUAAACCCCAUCACAUCACAAUCAUCAUCAUCAUCAUCACCCUGACUUCACUCAUAUUCCUAAUCUUUGAGAUUCUUCAACACAUUGCACAGUUCACCCUGUGAGUGGGAGAGUGCUUUAUUGCUCACCAUGAAGAACAGUUGCUUUUUAGGUCUGGAAACACGGCCAAAGAGCUUACACUAGGAAAGAUGUGUCAUAAUUAGUCUUGGCUUUGCUGGAAACAUGUAAAUAUUGUCAUCUUCACAAAACCUGAGGAUUUAGCUUGGAGAGGAAAUAGGAGAGAAUAUUGUAAUGUGUAGGAAUAAAUGCUAGGUUAGCGCUAAAGCAGUUGAGAUGGGUUAUGUGUCAUGAAGAGAAGUGUCAAGUCCUAGCUUAAUCCCCUAGUCCUUCCCUACUUCUUUGUUCUGUGAGCUCCGGGUGAUCUGUAGUACCUCAGCAUCAUUCUUCAUUACAGUCACUCCCAGGCAUGAGUGGGUCUGGCACUCCCUCUCUGAAAUCCCUGUGCAUUUAAUGUUGUGUUUUACUGUAGGAAAAACCCAGAUACUGAUUCCAGUGGGUUCAACAGGAUAGCAAGUUAAUAGUAAAUACAUAGUUAAUUUCUGGGGAACUGAUUGUACGUCACUUCUAGCUUUAUAACUCAGGAGACUUUUCUUAUUCCCUUUCCUUUUCUUUCUUCUUUCCUUUCAUAUCCGGAGCAAGAAUACCCAUGUUAUGUCCCUUUUGUAAGCACUUGUCUGCUACUUCAGUUAGAGGAUGUCCCUUGGCUGGUGUGAGUAGCUCUGAACUUUUUCAAGGGGCUGCUCCUAUAUACACCUCAACUUCGUUUUAAUAAUGAAUAAACAAACUGUCUCCAUCCCAUAGGUUGUUGUCAUGGGUUCAUUUCCCAACUUGCACUAUACUUGGUGGAUGUAGUUCUGCCUGCCUUUAGCUACUUGCACAAGGCAUUUCUUUGACUGGGAUUCUCUUGUAACUUGCUGUCAAUGCACUGACUCUGCUGUUUGCCCAGUCCACCCUGCUUUAGGCAGAUGAUUUUUAGCUUCUAUGGAGUUGGCCGUGUGUUUUCUGUCAUUAGGAGAAAAUUGAACAAAUUUUCUGAUACACAGAGCCUUGUUUGAGAAUUUUGACAGAAUUGUCAGGUAAUCACAUAAACCUGGAAUAGGAAAGGUUGAAGGCUGGGACCUGUUUUGUUCUGAGCAUUCCCCCUUGGUAUGGAGAGGACACCUAUUAAUCUCAAGAGUCAAGACCACUAAAACUUUUCAGUUUUACUUAGAAUUUAGCUGUGUUUUGGUUUGAACUUUCCCAGAUUGUUCCCUCUUGGUUUUAGGUUCCUCCAUUACUAAUGCUGAUUAUUCUAUAUGCUAUUCCCAUAUUGUUCCCUCUUGGUUUUGGGUUCCUCCAUUACUAAUGCUGAUCAUUCUAUAUGCUAUGUCUCCAGAAAUCCUUCAGCUUUGUAGGACAAAGGUAGAAGGCACCUACUAUGGCUGUGGAUAACAGAACGUGCAGGAGGAAAUGUGUUACAUUUUAAUCAAGUACUGUCUGAAAAGAAAUCUGAACUGUCAUUUUUAAACUUCUGAAUAUUGCAAGAGUAAUGUGAGGGUCUCCAGUGUAUUUGUAACUUGACAAACUUUUCAUCUUCCCUACUGAUGCCAGUAACACAGUGGAUAUGACACUGGGUUUGGCUCUGAAGCUGCCUAGAAUAAAAGCUGGUGUUGCUGCACUUGCCAUAGGAAUGGAGAGCAGAGCACUUCAUCCUGAUUCAUGAAGGCUUUUUGCUUACAAUACUAGGAGCUGUCAGCUGCCCUUCCUUAGACCACCCAGGGGCAAGGACACAACUGGAGAAUGAAGGCAGCACAAGUGGCUAUUUUUAAUGGUGCCAUGACAUCAGAAAAUUUCUAAUACCCUGAACCUUUGCAAGUGGGCUUGAACCACUCAGUAAUAAUGGAGUAUAAAUUACAGAAAUCAGUUCAGCACUCAGAAUGUUGGGGUUAGAAAUGUGUUUGGCAUCAGCCCCUUAAAAGUUGGCAUUAUGAAGCAGAAUUGUAAUGCAUUGCAAACUGCUUUUUAAGAAUAAAGCUCUUUGAGAACAAGGGAAGAGCUUAAGAAUAAUUAAGAUCAUUGUGGUAAUUCUGAAUUGAUGCAGUAUUUGUUACCCUUACUAUGUGAAAGGCCAUUUAAACACAUCUUUAAUUGGACCACCUCUAGAUUUUAGGUGACUGUGCUUUACAGUAGUAAUCAUCAGUUUGUGCCUGAGACUGCUAAGGAGGUGGUAUAUACACACACAAGUGCAUGUGUGUGUGCAGAUGAGGGGGGACUGGGGGGUGGCAAUAUCAAAAUUUCUUGAGUUUGAAUUAUUUCAGCUUCCCCAAGAGCAGUAACAAAAUCUGUAUGAGGGACAAUGUCAGGCUAAGCAGACAUCCAAGCAAGUGAUGCUGAAAUGCACACAGUGCCAUUUCUGAGGCAGAAGCGACUUCAUUAGGUUAGUACCUUCCUGGGGCACCAUGGGGUGUUGGAGACGACUAAAGGACACUAACAGCCUCCAGGUCUAGGAUUAACUGCUCUAGGCUUUUCCCUCUCAGUGACCAUAAGGCAGUUCUGAGUAGUUGACAAGGUAAAUGGCAGAAGAUUCAGUGUCUCAUGACCAUGGGCUGGGUGCAGAGCAGUACCAUAGCCCAAGGCUGGAGCCACCCAGGUGUGUGUGCUGACAGAGAUCUGUGCAGGGUGUUGCAUCCUGAACACUCACACAAUCCAUUUUAUCCUGUGUCACUAAAACUGCUAAGCAUAGGAAUAGUAAUUAUUUUUCAUACAGCAUUGUUAAGCCUUUUUUUGACACCCCCUAUAUUUCUAAAUUGAAUUACAUUGCUUGAUUCAAAUCUAACCUAUAAAGACAUUUACUAACAGCAGAUCCCAGAGUGGAAAUUCAGUUGUGUUUUGUUUUCUACACUCAGACUUCAGAUGCAUUUAUAAGGAAAGUACUGCACUUUUUUUUAACCUUUUCAAACCUUUGAAUCUAUUAAUUUCACAGCAGUUUGUAAAUGUUAACUAAGUGAAACUUUGACAAGCACUAUGGCAAUAAGUUAUCAUUAAUUAUUGAAAUGUGAUAACUGCUUUAGAGCUUAUGGUUCUGGCAGCAAAAUUUAAUGCUGUUUCUUUUAAUAAUAGUUAAGCCAUAUCAUCUAAGGUUUCUGGCUUGUUUGAGAUGUGAAUUUGUUUUAUAGAUUAUAAAUAUACCUAAAUAGUGUAUGUAUAAAGCAAAAUGCCUGUCCUUACUGAUUAUUUUUUGUACCAUACUGUAAAUUAUAUUAUUUAUUCUUUACCAAUUUUGGAAAAAGGUGUUUUGGUUAUUUAAUAUAAUAUACAAAAGCUGUUAAACUUCUUCUGUUUAAAUUUCCAAUUCAACUUGUAAAGCUGUUUUUAUUCUUGUGCAUAAAUACAUACUAAUACUUGGUCUAA